Molecule: messenger RNA, 1155 nt
Organism: Culicoides brevitarsis
Lineage: Eukaryota; Metazoa; Arthropoda; Insecta; Diptera; Ceratopogonidae
Exons: 3
Coding region: 447-983 (178 amino acids)
Source: RefSeq, a predicted model, not a curated record
CUGUAUCGCGGUCGUGACUAAAUUUUCCGCUUGUGCUAUCAUCAGUCAGUUGCUUAUUUGUUGCAAAGCAAGCAAAAAAAGGAAGAAAAUCUCGUCGACAAAAACUGAUUUUUUUUACUUCUGUGUCGCCGCAACAACUACUUAAACAGCUUAUAAAUUUUGUUUAUUUUUCCAACACAAAAGGAAAAGCUUGCAAAUAAAUUUGCAACAUUGCUUGUUGCAAUCGAGGCAGCGAUAAAAAAAUCAAUAUCGCAUCGCUUUUUUAAACGACUGUCGAUUAUAUUGUCGUGGUUGCAGCUCCCGUCGUCGUCGUUGGUGUUGCUGAUACAUGUCUAUCACUUUACGUGCCGCAUAGAGAGUGAGCGUAAAAAAACAAACGUGAUUGUUAGAGAAUUGUUGCUUGCUGCUGCUGCUAAUACGAGUGAGAGAAAACGUUUGCCAACAAAAUGAAAUUUAUUUUUUCCAUCAGUUUUUUCACACUUGUUUGUCUUCUGCACUUGGCGGUCGUUGUUACGGGAGAUCCAAUUAGGGAUGAAAAUUCAACCGUUCCAUCGUCAUCCGGCAAUGCAAAAGAGGCCGUCGUCGUCGAGGAUUGCGAUGCUCUUCAUUGCGCCGAUGAAAAAAAGGAAAAUUUAAUUUGUGCCGCAUCAGAAACCGGAUCUAUCGCGUCAUUUCACUCGGAAUGCGGCGUCAAUUUAAUUAACUGCUAUCAGCGCGUGUAUAAUGCGCCCAAAUAUCACAUAAUAUCGCGGAAAGCGUGUGCCCACAAGGAUGUUUUGUACAUGCGAGGCAAGUGUGACAAGUUAAAAUGUGACAACGGGGACCAGGAGAAGGCAGUUUGUGCGACAAAUGGCACGGGAACGGGACUUUUCAAGUCAGCGUGUCACAUUGAAAUUCUCAAUUGCUACCAGAAAAUUUAUGCACGACCACAAUAUCGCAUUGUGGCAUCGAAAAAUUGCGCCAACAUUCAAGGAUGGCAAUAAAUAAAAAAAUGUGUGGAUUCACAUGAGGAAAUUGAAACACAAUUGUUCAUUGUUGUUCACGUGUAUGGCAAUUUAUCAUCUAUCAACAUUUAUAAGGAAUCAAUUUAGAAAAGUAGAGUUUUUGUGCAUUUUGCAUCCAAUUUGCGAAACUAUUUGGAACGACUUUUAUCUA